GGAAACUGCCCCUUUAUUUCAAAAACGUAGUGAUGUCAAACAACAGCGGCAUAGUUUUGACAAAGUCAGCUGUCUUUCAACACCAGUACGCCAGGUUUAAGGACAUCAUGCGAUCCACGGGACGUGUGCAUUAUUCAGCAGGUAGCGGAUACAACGUUUCAUUUUAAAUGAUCUGUACUAUGACGUCGUCCACAGCGUAUGGGCACCUAUGCGCUUACAACGAAAACCUCUACAGCUAUUCAAGCGGCGUUUGGAUACCCUGCGCGGACUGGAAACCUGUUCAAGAUUAUUUCUACGCGUGUCAGUCUUGCCCCCGGCUGGCGGACUGGUAUUUGUCAGUUAUCCAUUUUUGAUCAGCCGCAUGCCAGGCUCUGACCGAUUUGAUGUGCGAAUCACGAAACAUUUGCAUUUGACGUUUUACGUUUUUUGCCCCGUUCAAAUUGGGCGGGAAGUUUACAAAAAACUCACAACGGAGCUUUGCAAAUGCUUUGGAUGAAUUUUUCUAAUUCCCUCGCGGAAUAGCAGUCCACCCCGUGUAUUUUUCUCUUUCAGAGGUCGUUUGGAAAACGCGUUAGCGGCUUGACAUCUGCCAAUGCCUUGAACGGAUCGCAGUUCUCCAGCCCAUUGCACCUGCAUAUAGUUAAUAUCAAAGGACUCAUGAAAGGGCACAGAUGAGACGUCUCAGAUACGAGCAUUUCUUUUCAUGUAGUAGUCCCUCGAUCUACUGUUUUUUUGCUAUAGAUCUCUAAAGUGCUUGCAUGUGAGAUCAUUUGUACCAGGACUUUUCAUGUUGUUGUUGUUUACAUAUCUGCCGCCUGCAAACCAAAAACGACUGCGCGGACGCGUUUUCAUCUCUCCGCUUCAAUGGUUAGCAAUAGCAUCUUUAUAAUGAAUAAAACAACGUUAACCUGGGUUCAUUUCUAACCAAGCUGGCGUUCCUGUACGUCGUCUUCACGUUUAACAGACCCGUGUUAUCUGGAGAGCUUCAUGUCACACAGGGACUCGGGGAGGAACUUCUCAAAGAGAUCAUAUAAAAAGAGGAUGUGUCUUUAGGUUUUGAAUUUUCUUCUCUAUAACCGAUAAAUGUCUAAAUAUCUGAAAGCUAUGGCGUGACAUCCCUGUUUUCUGCAUGCGCUGGUUCCGAUGGUUUCAGUAGGACGAUAUUAACGAGGGCGGACCUUGGCUCAUCUCCAGCGGAUAUUUUUUGGGGGGCUGGAGGAUCGACUAUUUACUACGGCGUUGUACUACUUCUCGUCACCAUCACGAUUUUUCAUAUAAACCAACGGACAUCUUUUAAACCUGGAAACAGAGAUAUUCAACCUCUCAAGCACUUUGUCAGGGGAUAUAAUGGCCGAGGCCAUGGCUAUAGAUAAGUUGAGCACUGCCGCUGCAAGAGGAGAUCUGGAGAAAAUUGAAAGGGUAUUAUUGCAAAGCAACGUUAACGUUAAUGAAAGGAACAAGUACGGCAGGACACCAUUGCAGGUGGUGAAACUUGGCUGCCCGUCCACAGCUUUGGCGCUACUUCAAGCGGGCGCGGACGCAAACCUCCGCGACCCCAUCGGAGGAUUGACCGUCAGUCACGACGCCGCGAGAGAUGGAUAUCUGGACACUCUACAGGUGCUCGCGCAGAAUGGUGCUGAUGUCAAUCUCCUUGACAACGAUGGCAACCUGCCUCUGCAUCUGGCCGCGCGGGAGGGACACCUUGAUGUCGUGCAGUAUCUUGUAAAUCAUUGCAACACGCAGCCUUUUCAGCCUAACGCAAGAGGCUACACGCCUCGAGAUCUGGCGUCCAUGCACAAAAAACUAAAAACUGUGGAGUGGUUAGACAACAUUGUGCCUUAAUCAACAAAGAGAUUUUGAUCGGCUUAUAGGCCAAUGUGAUUUGUUGCGUAACAGAGGUAAACAGAUGCUGAACAUGAUCACCAACCCUGUCCUGAAGAUCCACCGCCCUCCUGCCUCUAAUUAAUUAGAUAGCAAUCAAAAGCUUGAUUAGCAGUUUGACUGGGGUUAAAGCAGAACUCUGCAGGACAGUAGAUCUCCAAGAACAGGAUUGGCGACCACUGUGAAUCGAAAAUUCAGCUAACUACCUCUUAUUGCGAUAUAAAAUGUCAGAUUUCGGGCUCAGGGGCUUGUGUUUAUUUGUGAAGAACAAAUCAUAUUUCAACUGAUAUCACUGAUAUGAAAUCCACGUGGGACUCUUUUGCAUAGAAAAUAAUCAACAAAAAUUUCAAUUGGCUGAAGCCUUUAUGUUUUGUCCGAGGGAGGGACAAAUCAUCGAAAUAUAAGAAUGUUCAUAAAUAUUCACCAAUUCUGCGUUUUAGAUUUAUAGAUAAUUUCUUAGACUAACUUUUAAUUAUUACAGUUCAACAACGCAUUUUAUAACAAAAAUAACUGAGUAUUAAGUUGUGUAUUAAUCUGUUCAAAAGGUAAUAGUAAAAAAUCUCUUUUUUUAAUUGCACUAUGCUGGUCAAAAUUCAUUUAACAGCCCCUGAUUGCUUUUUGUGAUUUUUAUGACAGCGGAAUUGCACUUUUGCUUGUAUUUAAUAUAUGUGUAACAUCAGUAUUUAAAGAUUAAAUCUUUGCAAAAUAACCAAAGAGAUGAUAAACGGUUUCAGUAUGAUUUCGUAAACGUGUGUUUAACUAUGGCCUAGUGUCACUGAAAUACGGGUAGGCCUUAAAACAUUCAUGAAACUGUAUUAAAUACAACACCGUGUGCAUUAAUGAGAUGUUUGCCUGAACAUUGAUAACUGCUGUUGAUGUUGUCAAAUGUUUAGAAAACAAAUAAAACGAUGUGAUGUUAGUAAUUGCAUAUUUUAUGUUAAGUAUACAAGUUUACAUUUGAGAUGUUACGUUUGAGUUGUCUGUAUUUUAUAUAUAAGCAGAAAUAGCUUCACAGCUGUCAAUAAAAAGUUUAUAUGCUUAGGCUUUCUUUCAAGCGAAAAGCGAAACUAAAUUAAUAUUACGUUUUACUGUAUGACCUUUGACUAUUUUAAUGCCUUUUACAUUUUUAAAUAAUUGAAAUGUAUAUAAAAUGUCUAUAAGAAGCAACUUAAAUGCAUGCAAAAUUAAAUGUACACA
Molecule: messenger RNA, 3078 nt
Organism: Paramisgurnus dabryanus
Lineage: Eukaryota; Metazoa; Chordata; Actinopteri; Cypriniformes; Cobitidae
Gene: cdkn2c
Product: cyclin-dependent kinase inhibitor 2C (p18, inhibits CDK4)
Biological process (GO): negative regulation of cell population proliferation; regulation of G1/S transition of mitotic cell cycle; regulation of cyclin-dependent protein serine/threonine kinase activity
Cellular component (GO): nucleus; cytoplasm
Molecular function (GO): cyclin-dependent protein serine/threonine kinase inhibitor activity; protein kinase binding
Source: RefSeq, a predicted model, not a curated record